Messenger RNA from Camelina sativa (false flax), 846 nucleotides. Lineage: Eukaryota; Viridiplantae; Streptophyta; Magnoliopsida; Brassicales; Brassicaceae. The record is from RefSeq and is a predicted model, not a curated record.
AUGUCAAAUUCCGAAGAGUCACGACCGCAGAAGAAGAGGAAGAUGGAAGAGUCUCCGUCGUCAUCGUUUCGUUUAUCGUCUCUACCAGAUGAUAUAGCUCUCAACUGUAUAGCUUUAACCUCCAAAUCAGACCGAGCAGCUUUAUCACUCACCUCCAAGAGGUAUCGCUCUCUAGUAGCUUCCUCUGAUCUCUACAAGAUGCGAUCUUUGAUGGGUCGCACCGAAACAGACAUCUAUGUGUGCUUAGGAAUCUAUCCUCUUCAUCAUUGGUAUAUCCUCCGCCGUAGAAACGCAUCUUCUUGCUCCGAUUUGAUCCCGAUUCCUGGUCUUCCCUCCGAGCCUCGUGUUGGGAGGAUUUACGCUGUGGAUGGAAGAGAGAGGACUUUUUACUACUCGCCGAGUGAAGGUAAAUGGGGAAGAGGCAAGGGUGGUCAUUUGAUAGGUAACCGUAGAGAUUGGUGUAUGAUUGAUAAUUUGAUCUACUGUGUCAGUAAAAAAGGAAGAGUAUAUUGGUAUGAGCCAAAGGACUUGGAUUGGCCUGAAGGUGAAGGUGAAGAUGAACCAGAGGGGAUGUUUUCUCAUGAGGUCAAGGGUUUGGACUCUCUGAGGUUGAAACUCUCUAAUUCCUAUCUCGUCAACUUUGAUAAGCAUAGUGUUGCUCAGUGGGAACAAAGUAAGAACAUUUUUUCUUCUUGCCGCCGCCGGGCUCAGACUCGCCUCAUAGACUUACUUCCGGGGUCCAGACUCACUAACUCUGGUCCCAACAUUGUGCUCUUUUGGGAUGUUACGUUGGGGUUACAUGGUCUUGAGCUUUGGUGUGCGGAGAUCUCCUUAAAGAGACUAUGA